This is a messenger RNA of Acytostelium subglobosum LB1, 441 nucleotides long. RefSeq lists its product as hypothetical. The transcript is spliced from 2 exons. The record is from RefSeq and is a predicted model, not a curated record. The annotation marks the transcript as partial. Lineage: Eukaryota; Evosea; Eumycetozoa; Acytosteliales; Acytosteliaceae.
GCAGUUUAUAGAAUAAUGAGUGACCUGAAACAAAUAAGUGAUCAAUCACCGGAUGGAGUAUCAGCAGCUCCAAGUGAUAAGAGAAAUUUAUUGAAUUGGACUGCAACAAUAGUAGGACCUGAUGAAACACCUUUCGAAGGAGGUAUCUUCAACCUCUCAAUAUCAUUCACAGAGCAUUAUCCAGAGCAACCUCCAAAGAUAAAAUUCACCACCGAUAUAUUUCAUCCAAAUGUUUAUCCAGAUGGAUCAAUAUGUUUGGAUAUAUUGACCACAAGAUGGUCACCUGUACAUACUUUAUACUCAAUUUUGACAUCUAUUCAAUCAUUGUUGACUGAUGAGAACCCAGAUUCACCGGCCAAUCCUGAGGCUGCCAACCUCUACAUCAGUGAUCGCAAAGCUUACCGAAGAAGAGUUAGACUUUAUGUGGAGAGAAGCUCAAAC